AUGACAAAAUUGGUAGUAUAUCUUGCUUUUAUUAUCUUUUGUAAUCGGCAACAAAAUCAGCAAGGAAUGGGAGCAGUAGUAGCACCAAUUUCAAUCGCUGAUGUUAUCACAGGUUAUAAAGCUGAAAUAUUGUGGGAUGAUGACUUACUAAUAGCGACAACACAAGUGGAAGAAUCAACAAUGAUGAAUUGUGACACAAUGGAAGAUGGAAGAUUAUUCGUUUUGGAAGAAAAACCGUUGUUAUUGAUGACGCUAACCUGA
Messenger RNA from Brugia pahangi, 261 nucleotides. The record is from the annotation of a GenBank genome assembly. NCBI's taxonomy places the organism in Eukaryota, Metazoa, Nematoda, Chromadorea, Rhabditida, Onchocercidae.